Molecule: messenger RNA, 1852 nt
Organism: Camponotus floridanus (Florida carpenter ant)
Lineage: Eukaryota; Metazoa; Arthropoda; Insecta; Hymenoptera; Formicidae
Product: esterase E4
Exons: 10
Coding region: 197-1810 (537 amino acids)
Source: RefSeq, a predicted model, not a curated record
UAGAAGUUCAUCUAGAAUCUACUUCAAUUUAAAUUCCUUCUCUAAAAUGAUUAGAUCCUGUGAAACUUAUGAAUAGAAUAUCAUCAAACAUUAUUAAAGCAUAUUAUCAAUCUUUGAAUUGUCAAAAUACACGAUUAACGGUCUCUCACGAUACGAAGCGUAUCAAUCAGCAUCGCGAAAAAAAGCAUUAUUUGCUAUGAAUAAAGUAGAAGUAUGUGUGACUGAAGGGAAAUUAAUCGGCAUCGUAGAGGAAAGUAUUCAUGGCGAUCAUUUUAUUGCUUUCCGUGGAAUACCAUAUGCUAAACCUCCGGUGGGUGAACUCAGAUUUAAAGAUCCAGUACCACCUGAACCAUGGUCCGGCAACCGAGAUGCUUCAAAGUACGGAAAAAUCGCUGUUCAGGUGGAUAUUUUUACGCAAGAAGUCAUAGGCGAUGAAGAUUGUCUCUAUUUGAACGUAUUCACUACGGAUACGAAGCCUUUAAAGAAACGAGCUGUAAUGGUGUGGAUACAUGGUGGUGGCUUUUUCAUGGGCUCUGGAAAUGCAUCUUUCUAUGGUCCCGAUCAUAUUAUUCGAAAGGACGUGGUACUCGUUACUCUGAAUUAUAGAUUAGGUGUUUUAGGUUUCCUCAAUCUAUAUCAUAGAAUGGCAACAGGAAAUCAGGGUUUAAAAGAUGUAGUUAUGGCAUUACAAUGGAUUAAAAGAAAUAUAUCGCAAUUUAGUGGAGAUCCUGAUAACGUCACAAUUUUUGGUGAAAGUGCGGGUGGAGAUAUUGUUCAUUGUCUGACUAUUUCGCCGUUAGCUAAAGGUUUAUUUCAUAAAGCAAUAAGUCAAAGCGGCGUCAUGACUAAUCCUUGGGGUAUCACUGAACGAGACACUUGUAUCAAUAAUGGUCUGCGGAUAGCCGAGAAACUUGGCAAAGCAACUUCAGAUACGAAAGUCGCCUAUAAAUUUUUGAAAGAGAUAGACGCGAGAAAGUUAAGAAAAGCAGAAAUAGAGCUUUUUUUGACAAAAGCUAGACGAUUAAAUCUUUCGAUUGCGUUUACUCCGACUGUGGAUUCCGAGUCAUCAAAUCCUUUCUUCCCGAUAGAACCAUUGAAAUUAUUACAUAAUGGAAUUAAAAUGCCAGUUAUAUUCGGAUACAACUCUUCCGAAGGCAAUUUCUUCUUGCGAGGAAAAUUUUUCGGCGAUAUAAGCGAAGAAACUCUAAAAGAAAUAGAUUCUGAUUUCAAGAAAGUUAUACAUCCUAAAAUUUUACGUCAAUUACCAGAGAUACCAAUCACAAUAUCAGAGUUACGAGCAUUAUACUUUGGUGAUAAAGCAGUGUCAGAGGAAACUAUAAUGAAUUACUCUGAUUUUCUUGGCGAUCAGUGUUUCUACAAAGGCAUUAUAGAAGCAAUUGAUAUUCAAAUGAGUUCUGGUGCUAACGAACCGAUCUAUUUAUACAAGUUUUCAUAUGAAAGUAAAACUUCUCCUAUGAAAAACAUAUUAAAUAUUCAACUUCCAGGUACGGCCCACUUCGAGGAAUUGGGUUAUUUAUUUUAUCCUUAUUUAAUGAAAGAUUUGGGCUUAUCACCAGCAGCACCUGAUUCGAAGGAUUACAAAAUAAUAAAUUGCUUAACACAAAUGUGGACAGAUUUUGCUAAAACGGGAAAUCCAACACCUGCUAAUAAAGAUUCGAUUUCAGUUAAAUGGACACCAUUAAUAAAUGGAAAUGCAUAUGAUUAUUUAAAUAUUAAUAUUAAACCUCAAAUGGAAACUCUUUAUAAAACAGAACAACGAUGGGAUUGGCAGAUGAGACGAAAAUUAUAAUAUUCCAUUAAAAUACGUGCAUUAAGAUUUCUUUUAAAGUUU